AUGGAGGAGCGAAGCAAGUUCAAAGAAUUACCCAUCGAACCCCACGGCAUCAUCUGGGAAGAUGAAUUUAUCGACGCCGAACAUGAGCAGCGACUUAUUUCAAUCUUCCUCAAAGAGCUGAAAUGGCCCGAUCGCCCCGGUCGGAUAUCUCUCCACUACGGCUACACUUUCGACUAUAAGACUUUCGGCAUAGAUCCGGAGAUCCCUUACAAGGAAUUUCCCAAGUGGCUCCAGCCGCUUAUCCCGACUACGGAAUCCCGACCUCCAGACCAGGUCUGUCUGCAGUAUUACCCGCCGGGGGCCGGCAUACCACCUCAUGUAGAUGCACACGGACCUUAUGAUCAGCUCUACGCACUGUCUCUUGGCGCGCCAGCGCUUAUGCAGUUCCGCAGGGGCGAGGAGCGGGUUGAGGUCGAUCUCAAUCCGAGGAGCAUGAUGCAGAUGUCUGGGGAUUCAAGGCUGCAUUGGACGCAUGGUAUUAAGAAGCGCAAAAAUGAUACGCUUCCGGACGGAACCGUGAGGCCGCGUGAGAACCGAUGGAGUAUUACUUAUCGGUGGCUUAGGGAAGGAGGCGUGUGUGACUGUGGGAAUCUUCAGCAUUGCGAUACCGCUCAGCGGCGAAACGGAACUGAGAAGGAGAAGAGAUCGCUGCUAGAGCUUGCGGUAAAGGCAAAUGCUGAGGAAUCUGUAACCUGA
Penicillium atrosanguineum is the source of this 696-nucleotide messenger RNA. RefSeq lists its product as uncharacterized. Gene Ontology annotation, molecular function: demethylase activity; oxidoreductase activity. The transcript has a single exon. NCBI's taxonomy places the organism in Eukaryota, Fungi, Ascomycota, Eurotiomycetes, Eurotiales, Aspergillaceae. The coding region runs from base 1 to 696 and encodes 231 amino acids. Gene Ontology annotation, biological process: oxidative demethylation. The record is from RefSeq and is a predicted model, not a curated record.